CGGCUCUUUGUAGAGAGGACCGAGAAUGAUGGAUGGCACAAAGUGGAGCCAUAAUUCCACAGUUUACCUUGAUGAAUAUACUGACAUAUUCAAGAUGGGCAGCAAUAGUACCAGCAACGCUGAGAAUAAUUGCAAUGUCACUAAUGUGACAUUCCAGUACUCCCUCUAUGCAACCACCUACGGCCUCAUAUUCAUUCCUGGUCUUCUGGCUAACAGUGCAGCCUUGUGGGUUCUAUGUCGCUUCAUCAGCAAGAAAAAUAAAGCCAUCAUCUUCAUGAUCAACCUCUCUGUGGCUGACCUUGCUCAUGUCCUGUCCUUACCUCUCCGGAUUUACUAUUACAUCCACCGGCACUGGCCAUUCCAGAAAGCCAGUUGCCUGCUGUGCUUCUACCUGAAAUAUCUCAACAUGUAUGCCAGCAUUUGCUUCCUGACAUGCAUCAGUCUUCAGAGGUGUCUCUUUCUCCUCAAGCCAUUCAGUGCCAGAAACUGGAAGCGUCGGUAUGAUGUGGGUAUCAGUGCUGUCAUCUGGAUCAUCGUGGGGACUGCCUGUUUGCCAUUUCCCAUCCUGAGAAGUGCUGGCUUAGCGAACAACACCGAAUCUUGCUUUGCUGAUCUUGGUUACAAGCAGAUGAACCCAGUGGUUUUGGUCACGAUGAUUACAAUUGCUGAGCUUGCUGGAUUCGUGAUCCCAGUUAUCACCAUCGCAUGCUGUACCUGGAAAACCACUAUAUCUUUGAAACAACCACCUAUGGCUUUUCAAGGGAUUAGCGAGAGGAAGAAAGCGCUGCGGAUGGUUUUCAUGUGCGCUGCAGUCUUCGUUACGUGCUUUACCCCUUACCAUAUUAACUUCAUUUUUUACACCAUGGUAAAGGAAACUAUCAUUACCAGUUGUCUCAUUGUCAAAAGCACACUGUAUUUCCACCCUUUUUGCUUAUGCCUUGCAAGCCUUUGCUGCCUUUUGGAUCCAAUUCUUUAUUACUUCAUGGCUUCAGAGUUUCGUGACCAACUAUCUCGCCACGGCAGCUCUGUGACCCGUUCUCGUCUAAUGAGCAAGGAGAGCGGUUCAUCGAUGGCUAGCUAAAACAAAAUAUUUCUUCAGCUCCGACUCUCUUUACGUAUGUUCUUUGCCCUUUUCCAAAGGCUCAUAUUAGCAGUCAAACAAUUUCUUAAAUCAAACAUUGGAAAUAACAGAAAUAAGUUGUACUAUGCCAUAGUUGUAAUUGUGGGGUUGUGCCUCCACAGAUCAUGGGACAAUCAAAGGGUAAUAGGAUUCACCUGUUUCCGAUUUGCAUGCAAGGCAUUUUAUUAUUUACAAGACCCAGAUCAAGUUUUUACAGAUGGUUCCAAUCAAAUAUAAAUCGAAGGCUUUUCUUCCAAUUGUCUUGUAAAUAGGAUAUCACUGAGAUGCAAUAUAUAGUAAUCUGUUUUGUAAAUAAAAUUAAAUCUCUUUCAUAGUAUAACUUUAUUUCUGAAUGAUAA
Messenger RNA from Nannospalax galili (Upper Galilee mountains blind mole rat), 1479 nucleotides. Its product is annotated as putative P2Y purinoceptor 10. Gene Ontology annotation, cellular component: membrane. Bases 26 to 1081 code for a protein of 351 amino acids. Gene Ontology annotation, molecular function: G protein-coupled receptor activity. The record is from RefSeq and is a predicted model, not a curated record. Gene Ontology annotation, biological process: positive regulation of Rho protein signal transduction; phospholipase C-activating G protein-coupled receptor signaling pathway. Lineage: Eukaryota; Metazoa; Chordata; Mammalia; Rodentia; Spalacidae. The transcript is spliced from 2 exons.